Plasmodium vinckei vinckei is the source of this 1722-nucleotide messenger RNA. Its product is annotated as mitochondrial ribosomal protein S29 precursor, putative. Gene Ontology annotation, molecular function: structural constituent of ribosome. The transcript has 2 exons. The coding region runs from base 1 to 1722 and encodes 573 amino acids. Gene Ontology annotation, cellular component: mitochondrial small ribosomal subunit. The record is from RefSeq and is a predicted model, not a curated record. NCBI's taxonomy places the organism in Eukaryota, Apicomplexa, Aconoidasida, Haemosporida, Plasmodiidae.
AUGGCCACUCUGUUUACUCGUAGAUUUAAUAAAUACAAUAUACCACGUGUAAUAAAUAAUACAAAAGUUCACAAAAUAUAUAGAGAAACAAACAAACGUCACGAAGACGAUCUAUUUAAGAUCUAUAACAAAGAGCUAGUAGCAUUUCCAUAUGAAGAAGAUAAAUAUAAUGAAUUGUUAAAUAUAAAAGUAAAUAAAGAAAAAAGAAAUAUAGCUGAUUUCUAUUUUAAUCCAAAUAUAUAUAUAAAUGUACAUAAUAAUAAAAUAAAAAAUUUAGAGUUCUCAGACUUUAAUCUUGAAAAUGUAGAUAAGUAUUUCUUAUUUGAAAAGGAAUAUUUAGAUACUUAUUUUCCUGAAGGCUUAGCAGGAGAAUUACCAAAAGAUAUUUUAAUGCACAAUACAGAUAAUGAUAACUUUGAUAUAUUUUUAAAUAAAACAAGUAAAGAAAAUUCUAAAAUAAAGAAUAGACCUAAUGAUACAUUUAAUUCAUCAAUACCACAAAUACACAACUUUGAACAUCUAAAAGGUAUAGGAAUCCUUUACAGAAAGUUGACGCAUGAAAUUAUAAAUGAAUUGAGGGUUUGUGAAAAAAAAUACAAAAUAACGAGCCAACGUGAAUCAUAUAAUUUAGAUAAAUACUUUUUAGGUAAUCAAAAUGAUGAUGCAUAUUAUGAUAAUGCAAAAAAUGAUGUUAAUACUUGUGUAAAUAGUGAUGAAACAAAAAGUGAUAUAUAUAAAAGUAGAGCAAUAUUAAUAGAUGGAAAAAGAGGGACAGGAAAAAGCUGCAUAUUGAACAGUAUUGUUUUAUGGGCUAAACUUCGUUCUUGGAUUGUUAUCUUUGUCCCAGAUAUAAAAAAAUAUAAAUUUGAUAUAAACACUAUUGUUAGGAGUAAUACUAAUUUAUAUAUACAACCUGAAUUAAGUAAAGAAUUUCUUGAAAAUAUAUUAAAAGUUAAUGAAAAAUAUUUAAAAGAAAUAAAAAUAAUUAAAGAAAUUUUAUAUAAUACAUGUUUAGAUGGUACACAUUUGCUUUAUAAUAAAAAAAUAUAUGAAGAUAUUAUUAAAAAAACUAUAGAAGAAGAAAUAGCUAAUGAUAAUAAUUAUCCUAAAUUAAAUGAAAUAGAACAAAAUAUGUAUAGACAAAAAUUAUAUAAGUUUUAUCAAGAUAAUAUUAAAAUACCAAAUAUUUUAGAUAAAUUUUCUAUACCUCAAAAUCUAGUAGAAUUAAUAAAUAUAGGUAUUAAUAAUUCUGCCUAUUCAAAUCUAUGUGUAUACAUAUUAUUUGAGCAUUUGAAAAAACAAACACAAUUCCCUAUUUUAAUAGCUGUUGAUCAAUUUAAUUACAAUUUAAGUGUUUCCGAAUACUUAUCCAUCAAUUUUGAAAAUACAAAAUAUAAUGGAUAUAUUCCUACUUAUUAUUUUACUAUACCAAAAUUAUUAUUACAAUGGAAUACUUCAAAAUAUAAAAGAUGUGUUAAAAUUGUAUCUACUUGUUGGGAUAGAGAACAUCGAAGAAAUUUUAGACCAGAUCUUCUUGGAAUUAAUAAAAAAGAAAUUAAAACUCUCCGAAAUUUUACUCUCAUUGAAUUUAAAAAUUAUGUUUCUCACCUCUUCAAUCAAAAUGUUAUAUACAAUUUUGACAUUGAUAAAUUGGAAUAUUUUUACAUGUUAACAGGAGGAAAUGGUUUUCAGGCAAGGAAGCUUCUAACAACUCUAUACUAA